AGGGUUCGGCGAUCUUGUCGAGGCUGCUGCCGAAACUGCAUAGGGCGAUGCCUGUGCAAGCUAGGGAUCGAGAAGGAACGCGGGAACAACAACCUCUUCCACUAUAACAUAAAGGACCGCUGGAGCAAGAUAUUUUCCCGGAAGCUGGCCCUCGACGUCCUCGCCGUGAAGAUGGAGCCCGAGGUCCACAUCAAGACGGAGGACGGGCUCGAGGACGGGCUCGACAUCUACAUCAAGCAGGAGCCCGCCGAGGACGAGCGAUUUCCGUCUCUGUGAUAGCCCACAUUCGCAAUGUGAUCCGCCAUUUUUAUUUAUCGCAGCGUAGUCGCGAAUUUGGUGCUACGAGUUUUUUUUUUUUUGUCCGACGAGAUUCGUGGUCUCACGGCGAGGAGCCGCAGCCUGGAUGAGUGCAGCUAAGUCAGCGUGUACAUAUAUAUAUGAGGGACUUCACUCGCCUUUUUUUUUCUCUGGUUGUGAAGACGAAGAGAAGGAAUUUUUUUUUUCCCGCUUCUUCUCCUUCCGCGCCGCCGGAUCGCUUUUCCCGCGGCACGGGUUAGAACCCGAGUGCAACAAGCUACAACUCGAGUGCAACAAGCUAUAACUCGAGUGCAACGAGUUACAACUCCCAGCGAUCCCCGGACGCCGCCGUCGCGUUCCCACUGCGAAGGCACCGCUUGCACUGGAGGGCGGGCCUGCCACCUCCUUGUAUUUAUUGCCUAUUUAUGAGCAUAUUCGAUUCGUGGUCCGGCGUUUCGCCGAAUGUGGUUGUAUCCUAUUGUUCUGUCGCGCCGGUUUUGCCCUGUCGAUAGUAAAAAAAAAAAUGCAGUGUAACUUAAUAAAUAUGUUCGAG
Molecule: messenger RNA, 850 nt
Organism: Darwinula stevensoni
Lineage: Eukaryota; Metazoa; Arthropoda; Ostracoda; Podocopida; Darwinulidae
Source: the annotation of a GenBank genome assembly